Molecule: messenger RNA, 829 nt
Organism: Brachypodium distachyon (stiff brome)
Lineage: Eukaryota; Viridiplantae; Streptophyta; Magnoliopsida; Poales; Poaceae
Product: probable calcium-binding protein CML29
Exons: 1
Coding region: 16-684 (222 amino acids)
Molecular function (GO): calcium ion binding
Source: RefSeq, a predicted model, not a curated record
AUCCCGCCAUUGCCAAUGGCACGAAGGAACAAGAUGCUCAACUAUUGUUCCAUGUCGACACAAAGCGUCCAGGAGCAAGGUUCAGAUUCCGCGUCUCCUCUCGCCUUCUUAAGACCGCCGCAAGCAAUCGAGCCGAUCUCCAAAAUCCAAACCAAGAGCCAGCCAUUACUACUUCACAACAAUCACAACCAAGCUCGCCCGUGCCCGAUCGCGAUGGCGACGCCGCAGCCGCUGACGGUGGACUUCGAGGCGCUGAGCUACAUCAGCAGGCUGGUGGAGGCGUUCCAGGCGUUCGACGCAGACGGCGACGGGCUGAUCACGGCGGCGGAGCUGAGGGGCCUGCUGGGCUCGCUGGGCCUGGAGAAGACGGAGCCCGAGGCCCGCGACAUGCUGGCCCGCGCCGACGGCGACCGGGACGGGCGGAUCUCCGUGGAGGAGCUCCUGGACGUGAUGAACGCGGGCGAGCUCGGGCUGGGCGCGCUCGGCGCGCUGCUGCAGGCCGCCGUCCCGGCGCUCGAGUCCUUGGCGAGGGCCAACGGCGACGGGGCCCUGCUUGGCGCCGACGAGAUGGCCAGGGUGCUGGGCACCGUCAGCGCCGAGGACUGCGCGGAGAUCGUCGCCUGCAUGGGCGGCGACGGCGCCAUCAGCGUCGAGGAGUUCAAGCUCAUGGCCGACCUGCUCUAAAUCGAUAUUCUAAGCUUAGCCAGAGCGCACGCGUGUAUGCAUGUGCAUUUGGGAUUUGAAUUUGAUCGAUCCAGUUAUGUAUUGUGAUGUUAUGAUCGAUAAUUAAUAAGCAUGGGUACGAUAUGAGAGUUGUGCAGUUUGUGUA